Messenger RNA from Letharia columbiana, 1881 nucleotides. RefSeq lists its product as uncharacterized. Bases 1 to 1881 code for a protein of 626 amino acids. Lineage: Eukaryota; Fungi; Ascomycota; Lecanoromycetes; Lecanorales; Parmeliaceae. The record is from RefSeq and is a predicted model, not a curated record. The transcript is spliced from 4 exons.
AUGCCUCAUCUUCGUGGUAUCACAGUCCACGUCACUGACUCUCAUGGCGAAAAUCUUCAGGAGUGGGGGAUUCAAUAUCUACGGCAGCAUACCGAGGAAAAGAGGGUUUCUGCAUACGUCGAGUCGAGAACGGAUGUCUCAUUUCAGAUCUCAUUGCAGCCAGAUAUCCCAUUCGUUGGGCACCUUCCUCCAUCAGAAACAUCGGGAGGCGAGAAGAUAUUUAUCACUACCCUUUCGUCUCCAACCCGACCAUCUACAACACCCGAGAGUCACUCCGCACCGGAUUUUGCGUUACUAGCUUCACUCUAUCUUGAUGGACGAAGGACACCAGAGCGUAAGAUUAUCGUCUACACCGAUCCUGAAGAGAAAGAUUUCCAUUCUCCGGAUGGCAAAGUUAACUUCAAACACCGUUGGGUAAAUUCGGCUGACGGAAGAAUGGCCGAACAUGCUUGGGUGUUCAAGGAAAAAGCCAUCGAAACGGUCUUUGACAAAUUAAUGAUCGCUGGGUCUCAAGCCAACGUAGAGGAUCGGGAUGACGAUGCUCUGAUCAAAGCUAUGCAGUCCUCAGGGUUCGAUGCCCAAGGAAAGACUGGGGAAGAGAGCAAAGUUGGUCAAAUUGUGGUUGAGGUCCGGAGAGUGGUUCUGGGGAAAAAGCGAACAGAAGCGAAUUACCGCUCGCACCAUCAAGAAGGCCAGGACGAGGACGUCGAUAUGGAAGGAGUUCGGCGAGAUAUCACUCACGCAACGGGAUUCAUACACAAAAACACUCUGAAUUCUCAGCCUUUGCGAGUGAUUGAGUACUGGCCCUACAAGCCGAACGAAGGACUUUACGCCACCUUCCAGUUCUUCUAUAGAAGUCGAGAGCAGCUGCAACAGUUCCAGUUUCCGGGGUUUCCGUCCCUUCCAACGAUAAGAACAGCUAGGACAGCAAGACUGCUGAAUGCGCGGAUGGCCAAUUUGACCCCCCUGAGUAUCUCCCUUCCUCUGGACCAGACAACCAAGAAGAUACAGCAUGAUCAAGACUCAUAUGAACUAAAGGUCAAAAAGAGAGGAUUCAAGCCAGAUGACAGUCAAAAACAUGACUUCGGUUCUGAGUAUCGAGACAUACGAGCAACGUCGCCGUCUACAGUAGACGAGGCUUAUGAGGGCAAGAAGCGGCCAAAGUAUCCGGCCGCUCCAUUACCCUUUCUCGCCAAAAAAACGUUUGAUAACACAGGAAUUGAUACUAUUCCCCUAAAGACUAGCCCGACCAGUGCAGAAGCACCCCUCGUAGCAGGAAAACAUAUGGCUGCAGACCUAAAACACAAGCUACAGCCUCAAGGACACGUCCGCCAUUCAUUCAACUCGGACACUCCCAAUUCCGUCACCGCAGAACCCUCAUCAUCCCCUCCAUCAGCAACCAACUUUAACAAAGAGCAAAUGGCCAUCAUCACGGACAAGGACGGCUAUCGCCUAGCUGCUGGGGAUUCUUACUCGAGCGAUCAAGAGGAAGACACUAACGACGAGCACGCAACGGAAUCGGACCUCGAAACCCAUGCCGGUGAUGACGACUUCAACUACGCUGCUAAUCCCGAGGAAGAGGACGAAGGCUACGAUAGCUUGCAGUCUCGGUUCAAAAACGUGAGGAUUCGUAAGCGUCGACGUGACGAUGUUGGGGAUGUAGAGGAUGACAAUGAGGCCUGCCAAGAGGACGAUGCUGCUCAUCAGGAUGGCGAUGGAAAGCAGAAGACCCUGAAACUGCCGUUGACGGAAGAAGAGCGUGCACAUCGAGGCAAGAUAGCGAGGACAUCUAAAACAACCUCGGCGGCAGAAGAUGGUCAACAUACCCACGGUACUGAGAAGACACAGGUGGUGGGAGUGACCCAAAAAGGUGUAUCAUGA